Gordionus sp. m RMFG-2023 is the source of this 2576-nucleotide messenger RNA. Its product is annotated as natural resistance-associated macrophage protein 2-like. The coding region runs from base 161 to 1930 and encodes 589 amino acids. The record is from RefSeq and is a predicted model, not a curated record. Gene Ontology annotation, molecular function: manganese ion transmembrane transporter activity; cadmium ion transmembrane transporter activity; iron ion transmembrane transporter activity. NCBI's taxonomy places the organism in Eukaryota, Metazoa, Nematomorpha, Gordioida, Chordodea, Parachordodidae. Gene Ontology annotation, cellular component: membrane. Gene Ontology annotation, biological process: metal ion transport. The transcript is spliced from 4 exons.
AUUUGAGCAUAUUUGUAGAUUAAGCUUUAUAUUUCAGUUCUAAUAUAUUAAAAAUCUACAGACUUAAAAAUAAUUGGCUACUUAAUUUAAAAAUCUUUUAUAGGUAAAUAGUUAUUACCUUUCUAUUUUUUUAGGACUAUCUUGCCAAAGAAUCUAACAAAUGAAUAAAAGCUCUCUCUUCACCGAUAACUAUAUAACCAAUGUUAAACCUGCAACAAUGGUUAUACACGAAAAGCCUACUUUAUCACAUUCAAAUAUUUCUCAAAAUGAACAAGAACAACCUUUCUUGUAUUGGAGACACUUCAGUUUCAGAAAGCUUUGGGUUUUUACUGGCCCUGGCUUUCUCAUGAGCAUAGCCUAUCUGGAUCCAGGGAAUAUAGAAUCCGAUCUUAGAUCAGGUUCCCUAGCUCAAUAUCAUUUACUAUGGGUUCUUCUCUUAUCUACCAUUCUAGGUUUGAUUUUUCAAAGACUAGCUAUACGUUUAGGAGUGGUAACUGGCCAGGAUCUAGCUGAAUGUUGUGGAAAAUUCUACAAGCCCAUUCCAAAAUAUUUAACCUGGGUCUGCAUUGAAAUUGCCAUCAUAGGCUCAGAUAUGCAGGAAGUAGUUGGCACUGCCAUAGCCUUUUAUCUCCUUUCGGCUGGUAAAAUUCCGCUCUACGUUGGAGUUUUACUCACUAUAGUUGACACGCUCACGUUUUUAUGCCUCGAUAGAUACGGUCUAAGGAAACUCGAGCUCUUAUUUGGAACUCUUAUAGGUGUCAUGGCAAUUUCUUUCGGUUACCAUUACGUCAUAAUAAAACCUAAUCAAGCUAAACUCAUAACCGGCUUAUUUACGCCAUCCUGCGGAGAUUGUAGUCAACGGGUAAUUUUGCAAGCCGUGGGCAUUGUUGGUGCAGUCGUAAUGCCCCACAACCUUUAUCUGCAUUCAGCCCUGGUUAAAACUCCUCGUGGAAUAUUAACGAAUGGAAGCUCCCUCGGGAUGAAGCAAGCCAACUUUUACCACCUCGUGGAAGCUGCGAUAGCUUUGACAUGCUCCUUGAUUAUUAAUCUUUUCGUCACUUCUGUCUUCGCCGAAACCCUUUAUGGGUCAACUAAUUCUCACGUGAGAGCAUAUUGUUUUAAUAGUACUUCUGUAUUUCCCGGUGCGCGUAACUUGUUUCCUUCCGAUGAAUCUCCAGUUAAAGUUGAUUUGUUUAGGGGCGCUGUAUUUUUAGGGUGUCGAUUCGGGCCUCCUUCUCUGUACAUCUGGGCCGUGGGUCUUUUAGCCGCUGGUCAGAGCUCAACCAUGACCGGCACUCUCUCGGGACAAUACGUUAUGCAAGGAUUUUUAAAUCUCAGAUGGAGCCGCGCCAAGCGGGUAGCUCUUACUCGAUGCAUAGCUAUCUUACCCACCCUCAUACUGGCUUUAAACGAAGAUAUAGACUCGCUCACUGGCAUGAAUGACGCCCUAAACGCCUUACAAAGUUUUCAAUUGCCCUUUGCUCUCGUUCCGUUACUCACUUUUACUAGUCUUCCCACUAUUAUGGGUAGUACCUUUGUUAACAGCGUAGUCAAUAAAAUGUUCGUUGGUGUUGUCUCAUGCUUAGUGCUGGCCAUUAAUUUUUAUUUCACAUCCACAAUCAUACGGAGUUUGUCGGACAAAAGCUGGUGGAUUUUAGCCAUCGUUUAUAUUCUUCUAAUCUUGUACGUUUCGUUUCUAACGUACCUAUGUUACUACAGUAUUUUUUCGCUCGCUAGAAUAUCUUUUGAUUUGAAUCUAAUUAAUAACAUCCGAUCAAUUAAAAUAAAGGACACUUUUAAGUUCAUGGUAUGUUGUGCAUUAAAGCCUUCUGAACCGUUAAAAAAUCCCAUUAUUGACGAGGAUUUUCUAGAUAAAAAUUAUAACGAAAAUUUGGGACGCAGAAAUGAUUCCAGUGAAUCCUCGAUAUGAUAUUAUAACUCAUCUAUAAAAAUAUUAGACAUAAUUUAAACUAAUUUAUAAUAAAAUAGCUCAUUGAUAUUAUACCAUGUGUACUGUACAGCACUAACCAGGAAUUUUUACUUAUAGAGGCAGCGAGGGAUGUUAUUGUUUUUUUAGUAGUAGGCUUAUACCCAAAUUUAGAAUUAAUUUAAAAUAGAUUAUGCUUUAUUUUAUAGAAAAUUCUUUGGGGGAAAGGGGGAAUAUGUUUAGAAGGGAUAACCGCUAUACGAUUCUGGUUUGGAUAGCAUAAAUUUCAUUUAUUUUAUUUUUUUCUAUGUAAUUAUAUUAUUUAUAAAAUUUUGGCAAAUUUUAUUCAUUACAAUCAAUUUUGUAUGUGUUUUUUUCUUUAACAAUAUAAAAAAGUUUCAUAUUUUCCUAUAUUCUUUUUAUUAUUUAUUACAUACUAGGACUUAUGAUUCAAUUUAAAUAUUAUGUAAAGUAAGAAUAUUUAUUAUUGUAGGGAUUAAUGAAAUCAGUUAAAAAUUUUAUAAAUAAACCCUGAAAUAAAUACUGAUUUUUAAUAUACCAUAUUUUAAGUCUAAGGGCAAAAAACAUCAUUUUAUUGAAAAAUUUCUGAGACGAGGAAUAUUCUAUAUAUUAAUUAAGUUACAUGCAC